CGCGAACAAAGCUAUUGAUAUACAAUGUAUAAAAUACAAUUAAGUGUCUCUUGAAAGAAAAGUCGAGCAAGUUUUCUUUUUGGAACCCUAGUCAUGUGACAACUAAUAAAUAUGAAUUCAUAGUCUACUUGUGGAAGGUCUAGACACUUUGAGUUGAGAGAUGAAUGAGUCAAUUGUCAAUUGUCAAAAUUUUUGGGGUUAUGUUAAGAUCAAAAUGUCACCGAAUUUUAAACAAUAAAAAAUAGUACGUUUAUUUUAGUUAUUUGCUCCCCAAUUGUAUAAAAGGACAAUUCAUUUUUAAAUCUACAAACAUGGCGUUUAAUUUCGGAAGUACUUCUCAACCGGCUUUUGGAAAUCAAAAUAAAAUGGCUGGUUUCGGUACUGCAUUUGGUUCAACUCCUGCAACGACUGCAUCUACAGGAUUCGGAGGAUUUGGUACUUCCUUUGGAACAGUAGCACCUUCCCAACAAGCCACCGGUUUCGGCUCGUCCUUUGGUACUCCGUCCUCAGCGCCACCGGCGUUCGGUAGUACCUUUGGAACGCCAGCUUCGACUGCACAAACAACUUUUGGUACCUCAUUUGGAACAGCAGCUUCAUCAGCUGCUACACCGUUUGGAACGGCGUUUGGUGCUCAACCAGCACAAGGAGGUUUAUUCGGUGCUACAACGACUGUAGCAGCGGCUCCUAGCUUAUUUGGAACCACUACGUCUGCUCCGAGCUUGUUUUCAAGUGGUACAACUGGCGGAGGUUUGUUUGGUGCCCCUACACAAACUACGGGUUUAUUCGGUGGUGCAGGUACUACUACAACCACUCCAAGUCUCUUUGGUACUAACCAGACGCAGUCUUUAUUUCCCCAACCUACUGCCGCUGCAGCUCCUAGUUUAUUCGGUGGUGGGGGUGCUACAACAGGUUUUGGAACAGGUUUGUUUGGUAGUACCGCCACUACUUCGGCUCCUUCUUUGUUUGGAACAGGUUUUGGUACUUCAUCGGGUACUACAGGUGGAUUUGGAGGUUUUGGAACUACCAGCGGUGGUACUAGUUUUGGAGGAUUUGGUACCCAGCAAGCAGGAGCUUCCCUAUUUGGUAAACCUGUAUUACCACAAACAGCUCCUCAGCCGCAAGCCUCAAAAAGUCAGCAAGUGAUAGCUUCCGUGUACGCUAUCAAUAUUUUCAAUGACGAAAGGGACGAUAUUCUCAAGAAAUGGAACAUGUUACAGGCUUGUUGGGGUACCGGAAAAGGAUAUUUUAACAGUUCCCAGCCACCGAUAGAAUACGAUGCUCAAAAUCCAUUUUACAGGUUCAAAGCAAUGGGUUACAAUGUCAUACCUGAACAUGAUAAUUCUGAUGGGAUCGUCAAGCUUGUUUUCAAUAAAAAAAUGGACGAAAUGAAAAAUCAACAAGAAGUACUCAAAAACGGCAUUGCUGGUAUUCUUGGAAAUAAGCCUAAUUUAACAAUUGAAAUUGUCCAAAUAAAAUCGCUUUCCGACAGUCAAACCGAGGUUAAAGUUACAGUCUCGGAAAGAGGAGUAACCGGAAGUAGUAGAAAAAUUCCCGCUUCCGAUCUAGCAUUAUUUUUCAAUCAACCCGGCCAAAAACAACAGUUAACAAAUGUCGGGGUGAUUUCUAUAACUCCAUUUGUAACACCAACCAAGGCAGAACUCGAAGAAUACUUGAAACAUCCACCACCAGGCAUUGAUUCUCAAAUGUGGCAAGCAGCAGUUCAGGAUAAUCCAAAUCCUAAAAAGUACAUUCCAGUACCGAUAAACGGUUUUUCCAACCUAAGAUGUAGAAUGCUUCAUCAAGAACACCAAACUGGUUUACACCAAGCCUUCUUGGACAAGGUUAAUACUGACAUUACAGCACUGAAAACCAGACAUUCGUCUUCUGUGGCUCAAAUUGCUGAAUUAAAAUCUAAAUUUUUAGAGUUGCAACAUAGAAUACUAAGGGUUUUGGUAAAACAAGAGAGUACUAGAAAAGUAGGCAUAGCUAUUCAGCCCGAAGAAGAAUUGUUAAGAGGAAGGUUUGAAAUGAUGCACCAACAAUUAAAUAAUCCUAAACAGUUUAAGGGCCAAGUGAAUGAACUUCUAUCAAAUAUUAAAAUGAUGGCAGGAAGUUACAAACAAACCAAUCCCUGUUACAGAUUAGAUGGCGAAACAGAAGAAGAAAUUAAAAAUGUAUUAAAGAGUGAACAAAAUGGAAUAGGACAAUUAAUAAAAAUCAUUCAAACAGACUUGAAAGCACUUAAUAUUGUAUAUGAAGGUUUGAAACACUCAUUUCCAUCCAUGCACUAGUUAGAUGUCUUUAGUUUUCAUUUAAAGUGCAUUAAAGAAUCAUAAUUUCAUGACUGGCUAAUUUUUACAUUAAUUUUUUAUCAUAAAUACCCUCUAUGGAAUAAGUGACCAGUUUUUAUGUUUUAAAUUAUAG
Molecule: messenger RNA, 2424 nt
Organism: Psylliodes chrysocephalus
Lineage: Eukaryota; Metazoa; Arthropoda; Insecta; Coleoptera; Chrysomelidae
Source: the annotation of a GenBank genome assembly